Molecule: messenger RNA, 1146 nt
Organism: Trichoplax adhaerens
Lineage: Eukaryota; Metazoa; Placozoa; Uniplacotomia; Trichoplacea; Trichoplacidae
Exons: 5
Coding region: 1-1146 (381 amino acids)
Cellular component (GO): mitochondrion
Molecular function (GO): prostaglandin-E synthase activity
Source: RefSeq, a predicted model, not a curated record
AUGGCCUGCAGAAUUGGUGCUCUAUCGUCCAAAUUGUCUUCUCAAAGUCCAUUUUUUGUUCAAAAUUUAACUCGAUGCAACAAUAUAAAUUCAUUAGCUCUGCUUAAGCAAAAUACGAUUGGCCUGAAUAGCAGUACAAGAUUAGCUAGAAACUACUCAACUAUCAAGACAAAUUUUAGAUCAUCCGCUUGGGGAUCGAAAUUUGCAGUAGCAGGUGGAGUAGCACUUGCCGUGUGCGGAACAGCUGUGAUUGUUAAUUUUAUUUCCCAUCGACAUCAAAAUGUCGUCUAUGCUGCUACGCAAUCGACACAAGGACAACACAAUUUAUCAGUUAAACUCUAUCAGUAUCAAAAUUGUCCCUUUUGCUGUAAAGUGCGUGCAUUCCUCAACUAUUACAAUAUUCCUUAUGAAGUGAUCGAGGUCAAUCCUCUCACUCGUUCUGAAAUUAAAUUUUCAAAGUAUAGAAAGGUCCCAAUUGUUAUGGUCAAUGAUAUUCAGUUAAAUGAUUCUUCACUUAUUGUAAGUGUUCUCCAAACAUUUAUGCUACGCAGCGAUCAAGUUGGUCUAGAUGAGAUAAUUCGCUAUUAUCCUGAGCUAAAAUCUACUGAUAACAAAGGUAAAGAAAAGAUCGAGUAUGCUAAUCGAUAUCAAAUUAUGCUAGGCGAAGUUGAUAAAGAUCCAAAGCGAAAAAAAGAAAAUAAAUGGCGUCAGUGGGUUGACGAUGAAUUUGUUCAUACCUUAUCACCAAACAUCUAUCGCACUCCAACAGAAGCAAUACAAGCUUUCGAUUACUUUACUGAAGCUGGUAGAUUUAAUUGGUUCGAAAGAUUUACUGCCCGUUAUGGCGGUGCUAUUGCCAUGUAUCUCGUUAGUAAAGGUUUAAAGCGCAAAUAUAACCUAAAAGAUGACGUACGUGAGUCUAUGUAUGAUUCUGCAAGCAAGUGGGUUUCGGCAGUUGGCAAAAAGGAAAAAUUUAUGGGAGGGGAUAGUCCCUCAUUAGCCGAUCUUGCGGUAUAUGGCGUUUUAAGUGCUAUAGAAGGUCUUGAUGCUUUUGAAGACUUGAUGAAAACGGUUCCUUCAAUGAAACCUUGGUAUGACCGUACAAAAGACGCGGUUAUGUCACAUGGUGGAUGCCCCAAAGAAUGA